AUGAACUCUCUCAAUAUCAUCUCCGCCCGCGUCUCGCCCCCCCCAAGUCCGGGCCCCUCCCGGUCCAACUCCCUCACUAGCAUAUCCCUCGCCGCACUCAACUCGGACGCCGAAGCCGACGAGACAACUGGCGUCGUUGCGGAUGCGCUGCGCAGCGAUGACGAAAGCGAACUGCCCCAGAGCCCUGCCAGCCCCGGGCUGCGCAGCCCACGACCUGCCUAUCUCGAGGCUGAUUUGGUGUCCGAGCCGGACGAGUUUGUCCUCGAUGAUGCGAUCAGCGAUGUGGUUAGUGAUGGGCGGCCGGCCGAGGAGGAAGACCUAGGAGAAGGAGAAGGAAGAGACAUGCCGGUUGACGAAAAGACCCCGUUGUUGUCCACGAGAGGAGGAGGAGGAGGAGGAGACUAUGACGGCACACACUUCGGCGAGGCUAAGGUUCUCAGCCCGGUUGACGAUCCCGCGUGGAUGGUAUAUCCAAAGCGCUUCGCCAAUGCGGUGAUGGACUCGAUUCGGUGGCUGUUGUCCGCUCUUACUGCGCCGGGGGUCUGGCUGUGGAUGAGUUUGUACGAUGAUACGGGGAAAUUUGCGCCGUUGUCGCAGAUCAGGAGGGUGCUGUUCUACAGGGAGGACGAUGAGCCUGAGCCGAGCUUAAAGAAGCCUGGGAAGGUCAAGCCCGGGGGGAGGAAGAAUCGUCGCCUCGCAAACACCGGCUCUACUUCCUCCAGUCUGUCCUCCGAAUCCGAAUCUGACCCUGACCGCCGCCGCCAGCGCCGGUCUGCUAGUGGCAAGCACCCGCGCACAAAGUCUGAUGCGGCAGGCGACGACAGCCCGCCUACCGGCCAGCGCUCCAUCCGUAUCAAGCUGCAAGCCGACGAGGCGCUGCGCCAGCGCAAGGCGAAUCGCAAGGCCCAGCAGUCGCGCUCCGCCUCUUCGUCGAACAAUGCUCCAGACGAGGCCACCGUCGCGGAUAUCUCCGCCCAACUCAAAUCCCCGACUUCCCCCUCUGGCGCCGGCCUCACCAAAUACCCCAAGACGCCCGCUCCUCCUCGCCCGCUCAUCCCCCGCCGCCAGCCGUCAUAUAUCAAGGGUCCUGAACCGCCUCUCGGACCGGGCGGUCGCCCGCAACACCAAAAGACCUUGAUCCUCGACCUCGACGAGACGCUCAUCCACAGCAUGUCCAAAGGCGGGCGUAUGUCCUCGGGCCACAUGGUCGAAGUGCGCUUGAACACCACGUACGUCGGGGUCGGCGGACAAGCCACCAUCGGCCCACAGCAUCCGAUUCUGUAUUAUGUCCACAAACGGCCUCAUUGCGACGAGUUUUUGCGGCGGGUGAGCAAGUGGUACAAUCUUGUGGUUUUCACAGCGUCAGUGCAGGAGUACGCCGAUCCGGUGAUUGAUUGGUUGGAGGCGGACCGCAAGUAUUUCAGCGCGAGGUACUACAGACAGCAUUACAACGCUAUCCCAAUACAGGGCUGGAUCUCCGACCCGACCGACAGCGACCUCAUGUAUUUGAUACCCUUUCUCGAGGGCAUGCAGUAUGUGUCGGAUGUGCGCGCCCUGCUGGGGCUGCGCGGGGGUGAGGAUGGAACACACAUUGCUUGA
Thermochaetoides thermophila DSM 1495 is the source of this 1599-nucleotide messenger RNA. RefSeq names its product putative nuclear envelope morphology protein. NCBI's taxonomy places the organism in Eukaryota, Fungi, Ascomycota, Sordariomycetes, Sordariales, Chaetomiaceae. The record is from RefSeq and is a predicted model, not a curated record. Gene Ontology annotation, molecular function: protein serine/threonine phosphatase activity. Bases 1 to 1599 code for a protein of 532 amino acids. The transcript is spliced from 3 exons.